Owenia fusiformis is the source of this 5082-nucleotide messenger RNA. Lineage: Eukaryota; Metazoa; Annelida; Polychaeta; Sabellida; Oweniidae. The record is from the annotation of a GenBank genome assembly.
AGAGAAAGUCCCUUCAGUUGCUACAUUCUAUGGGGCACACUACCUGAGCUAUGACCUCUCUGACCGAGGGGACCCCAUACUUAGCAGUAAUGACAGACUCAGCCUCUUCUUCAAGACACGGCAGUCCAAUGGUUUAUUAUUUUAUACAGGUGAUGAGGGGGAUUACAUGAAUGUUGCAAUUAAAGAUGGAGGCCUUGUUCUCACGAUCAACCUUGGGUCGGGUGUGUAUGACAAAGUUAUCCGACCUAAAGAUGGCAACUCAAGAUUUGACGACAAUAGAUGGCAUAAGUUGGUCAUAAUAAGGGAGUCCCGAGAGGUGACAAUUGAGGUUGACAACAAGAAGGUUGGGAGUGGGACCACAACAGGGGACUUUACCAUGCUCUCCAGUAAUGUAUUAUAUGUAGGAGGGAGCCCAGAUACCAGCAAGUUACCUGGUUCCAGGGUCAAGAGCAACUUUAGGGGCUGUCUCAAAAAGGUUGAGUACCAGGCUGAUAGUAUACACCUCCGUCUCAUAGAGCUAGCGCGUAACAAGCACAACCUCAUGGUAACCCAUGGUGACAUCAUGUACGACAAAUGUGAAUCUCUUGUUGAAUCUCAGCCAAUUACAUUCCUAACCCCAGAUUCAUUCAUUAAGGUACCAAAGUGGGAGGCAACGCAACAUGGCACUAUUGAAUUUCAAUUUCAAACCACAGAACCAAAUGGAUUAUUAAUGUAUAACAAUGGGGCGGAGACACGCUCUGAUUUCUUCGCUCUUGAGCUACUUGAUGGCCAGUUGUAUAUGAUAAUGGAUUUAGGUUCAGGCGCUAUUAAAGAAAGGGUUUCCAAACAGAAAAUAGCUGAUGGUGCACCACAUAAAGUGAAAGUUGACCACCAUGGAACAGCUGGAAUCUUUACAGUGGAUACUAAACAGAAACCAUAUAAGAUGCCACCUGGGAGUGAGCGCUUAGAUUUAGAUGGUUCAUUGUAUAUAGGAGGGAUUAAUUCACGCACUGAUGCGUACCUUCUCCCACGUGAAUUGUGGUCAGGAAUGUUAGGUUUUGGUUACGUUGGAUGUAUGGAGGAUUUAACUAUCAAUGGGGAGCGUGUGGACUUAUCACAACUCUCUCGGGAACAGGAAGUGUAUGGAAUUGGUGAAUAUUGCCGUAAGAUGGAGCCACAAUGUACAAGUAGGCCAUGUAUGCAUCAUGGGAUAUGCCGUGAAGGCUGGAACAGGUUUAUAUGUGAUUGUGCUGCAACUGCCUUCACUGGGCCUUCAUGUGAAGAAGGUGCUGCUACUCUAGCGUUUGAUGGCACACAGUACAUGAAGCUGACCAUGCCUGAAGAAUCCAAAACAGAAGCUGAGGACAUCUCUAUUAGGUUUAGGACCAAGCGUGAGAAUGGCCUCAUAUUUGCAACAACAUCAGUUAAGUCCAAGGAUAGGAUGGAGUUAGCUGUAUACAAAGGAACAAUACGCUUGGAUAUCAACUUGGGUAGCGGGAGCAAGACAAUGGAAACUGGGGCAAACCUUAAUGAUGACAAAUGGCACACAGUACGGAUACGACGUAGGUCAAAGAGUGUUCAUCUGAAGGUCGACAAUGGACAACCUGUCAAAGACAAGCUCUCGGGCAAGCGUCAAGCUCUACAAGUGAACUUUAUCCAUCUAGGCUCUAUAGUUCUCAUCCCUAAGGACAGUAUGCAGGGUGACUCCAGCAUCAUGGAAUUCCAAGACAUUGAUGUCGCAAUCAAACGAAAAGAUGAUGGAAGAUCGCGAUCAAAUUUUGUUGGUCAAAUGUCACAGUUUACAUUCAAUGGAAAUCAAUUCUUUGAAAUGGCCAUGUCUGGAGAAGUAACAAAUAUAGAAGUCACUGCUACAUUUGAUAAAAUGGAAAAGCUAAUCCAGAACCCAGUUACGUUCAAGUCAUCACAUGCUUACGCAAUGCUACCCAGACUCAAUGCAUACUCAACAUUUAACUUAUUUUUCCAACUGAAAACAACAGAACCAGAUGGUCUCGUCAUGUUUAACAAAGGUGAAGGAGGGGAUUUCAUUGCUUUAGAAAUGGUGAAAGGAAAUUUACAUUUUGUUUAUGACGUAGGAAGUGGACCUCACGUUAUCAUAUCUGAUAAUCCUAAGAAACUCAAUGAUAAUAAAUGGCACGACAUUGCUGUUUUACGGCCAACUCUAAACCAGCAUAUCUUACGAGUGGACGGCAAAUCAAGAGUUGAUCAUUUAGGAGAUUCAAAAGAAGUCCACUAUGACUUACUAGAGCCUCUGUAUCUUGGGGGCUUGAGUAAGCUUUUAUUUAACAGCCUUCCAAAGUUGAUGGCAUCUAGGUUUGGUUUUCAAGGCUGUAUGGCAUCCUUUGACCUGAAUGGUAUAAGGCCAAGGGUAGUGGAAGACAGGGAUGUGACCAUACCUGGGGAGUACCUGGAUCUUAUUUCCAGUGGAUGUAAUGGUCCAACUGUAACAUGCAACAAAGAUGCAUGUGAUCAUGGAGGAAGGUGUGUACAGGCCUGGAACAAGUACACAUGUGAUUGUGAUAUGACGUCAUUCAGUGGGGAUACCUGCUCAGAAGAAAGUACAUCAUAUCAGUUUGGUGAGAAGGGGGGUCUGAUUACCUUGACUUACCCAGAGGGGGAGAGACCUCACAUGAAACAUGAUCAGAUAGCCCUGGGCCUAGUCACAACACAGAAAGACUGUAUCAUCUUGAGGAUUGACAGUGAUAGGUCAAAUGACUACAUAGAAAUGGAACUGGUUGAUGGGCAGUUAUUUGUGGUGUAUAACAUGGGAUCAUAUGACCACCCCAUUGGAGAAUUUUCUACCCGAAUCAAUGAUGGGCAGUACCAUAUUAUAAGGUUUGCCAGAUCAGGAGCCAACUCAACCAUACAGGUGGACAACCAUGAUAGGCUAUUCAAGUACCCAGAAGGCAAACAGUUGAAUAUCUUCAAUUACCAAGCAUUCCUACAAGUAGGGGGCAAGAUCCCAAAGCACCAUAGGGUGCAUAGGGGCAAGAGACAAGUAGAACGGCACUUCGAAGGCAUUAUAGCUGGACUUUUCAUCAAUGGAUUGUCUGUACUGGAUCUGGCAGAUUCUGAUGACCCAAGAACAAGAAUACAAGGGGAUGUUUCUAAAUUGGACAGCCUUAGUGAACACCUUGUUGGCCUUACUACCCGUCCUCCUACCAAACCAGUAGUUGAAAAGCCAGGGAAGGACACAACACCUCCUAUGCAAUCUACCAUGGGUCUCAAAGCUACAGACCGACCAGACCCUGUAACUGAUGACAUCAUAUCCUCAGGGGUGAGGCCAUGCCAUGAUGCAGAUGAUGACGAUGAUUGUGACACCCAAGCCUCUGGAACAGAUUUGCUGAUUACGCCCCAUGUAAAGUGGCUCACUACCCCAGCACCCCCUGUUACUACGACUACAACAACUACAACUGCUGAUACUAGUUUCACAGGACCAUGUGAUGAUGAUGAAGAUUGUGAUUGGUCGGGAAGUGGGACUGAAAAUCCUGAGGUGUCGACAAACACUGAUGACAUCUAUAUUACAUCAACAGACCCUCGGGUUAUAAAAAUUCCUGGGGGGAAUUCUUCGAAAUAUCCAUAUACAGGGGAUACCCCCUCAGAAACUACAGACAUAGUAAUCAUUGUCAAUAUGACUGAUGAGACUUCAAAAAAACAUAAUGGUAUUACUCAAAACCCUACGAUAGUGACAUCUAUGGGUGGAAAAACAGACGGAGGAACAAAAACUGUUACAGGGGAGCGUGGAAGUCUCCUAGAUGGCAGCAGUAUCAAUAUCUGGCUGAUUAUAGGAAUAUGUGUCGGAGGAUUUGUAUUUCUCAUGUUAAUAGUAGCAUUCAUUAUGUAUAAAUUAAAAACUAAAGACAAAGGAUCAUAUAAAAUUGAUGAAAGUAAAAACUAUAGUACUUUACAACCUGAAAAAUUGUCAAAUGGAGGAACUAAAAAUGCUCUUACUUCAAAGCCAAAUGGUAAGAAAAAAGCUGUAAAAGAAUGGUAUGUAUGAUCAGAUUAAGGGGUCUACAAGGCCCCUUAAACACAUUGCAAUAAUAAUGCAACAGACUAUAAGGAGGAUGAAUACUCAGUUUUUUUAAGUCCAGAUAUACAAUAUAUAGUAUAGUUGAGGUUUUUGAAAAACACAAUGGAUUUCUAUGGCAAUGAAGCAAUUGGGUGCUCCACACUCAUUCGAAAUUUUGAAAAUAGGUUUGCACCAACUUGACAAAUGGAAAAAUCAUGGAAAAUCAACAUAUUUUCACCAACUUUGGGCAGAACGUGUUAUUUUGCUAUAAAUACAUUCAAAUCCAAAGGUAGUUUAGGUGUGAAAUAAACAUGACCAAAAUCAUGAUGUAUGCAUGGAUUUUUUCUUUAUGUUCAAUAUGGUUUAAUAUGCUCUGGUUCAAUAUGGAAGCUAGUUGGGCUCUGAAUAUGUGCCAAAGCAUGAAUACUGUUUUGGUUGUACCAAUCUCAAUAGCAUGAAGAACCUGUAAUUAAUGCUUGGCAUAAUAAGUAUUUCUCUAAAUUAUGAAAAUAAUCAUUUAAGAUGGCCACUCUGAUUUUUAAAUAUCGUUUCUUAGCCAUAUAUCAUUUUUUAACAUUUUAAAAAAUUUUUGUUGAAUUAAUCAUGUAUUAGAUCAUUUCUCAUGAUCUUAUCUUAUUGCUUCGUAGAUAUCAUUCAAAAUGAUCUGAUAUCCUGCAUUUAAGUCAUCAUUAAUUCAGAAGUCCAUAGAACCAUGUUUAGCUCAUCAAUAGUUGCUUAUUAUGGGGUUCUAGAUCAGUAUACUUGUCCAAUAAAAUGUAAAUAACAAAUACAGAAACCACCUUUUGUUGCCUAUGACAAUGGUGGAACAACAUCAAUAUGAUGUUUUAUUAAUGCAUCACGCAUUGCUCUAACAAUGUAAGUCAUGAUGUCAUAAUAAAUAAGCAGACUUGAUGGUUCCUUUUAGAAUGUUUCAAGAAGUAAAUCAUUAAAACCCAGAAGUUUAAGCUUGUAAAUAUGCUCACCUGCACAGUGGGUUAGAAUAGUAAUUUCUGUCUAAGUUUCAUCUCUUGAAUGCUUCUUUAAUGAAGAUAAUACAGUAAAACUUGUAUAUA